Messenger RNA from Cyprinus carpio (common carp), 3491 nucleotides. RefSeq names its product T-box transcription factor TBX5-A-like. Lineage: Eukaryota; Metazoa; Chordata; Actinopteri; Cypriniformes; Cyprinidae. Gene Ontology annotation, molecular function: RNA polymerase II cis-regulatory region sequence-specific DNA binding; DNA-binding transcription factor activity, RNA polymerase II-specific. Gene Ontology annotation, cellular component: nucleus. The record is from RefSeq and is a predicted model, not a curated record. Gene Ontology annotation, biological process: pattern specification process; regulation of transcription by RNA polymerase II; positive regulation of DNA-templated transcription.
AGUGCGUGUCCACAUCGCAGCCGACCCAUACCUACGUGGUUCGUCCCAGCGCUUCCGUUUUCCAGCGUAACGCGCAGGGUUUGACCAUUAGAGAAACAGACAGAGAGAGGGACGGAUAAAGAAAGAGAGCGAGGGAGGAGGUGAUCGUGCUUCUUUUCUCGAGGAAUACUAGAUAGAGCCUACUAAAGGAAAGAAGAAGAAGGGCUGCUGUGCUCUGAAGGCUUGUGAACUGGUGCAAGUCCAUCAUUACCACAUGAAGAACGAUUCGCAUUUUUAAUCGAUAUACUCACGUGGACGCUUGCUGGUUGAAGAUUCUUGCCUCAGCGAGGAAAUCCAUGGGUUCACAGAGCAGAAUCUCCUGAGCUACACAGUUGGAAUAUAUUUGACAUUCAAAGGGAAGUUCGCUAUCAAUCCGAGAAUAUUUGAACUCAUACGAGCGUUUUGUACCGUUUCAGGGAUUUGUAAAACUCUGUCUUGCAUCGGAAUUUAAGGCCUCGCGGUCGCAGUAGUAGUUCACAGGCCCCUCUGACAUGGCGGACAGCGAAGACACCUUUCGGCCCCAAAACUCUCCCAGUGACACCGAAUCAAAAGAUUUACAAAACAAUAGUAAAUCAGACAAGCAGAAUGGAGCCGUUAGCAAAUCUCCAUCAUCACAGACAACAUACAUUCAACAGGGAAUGGAAGGGAUAAAAGUUUACUUACACGAACGAGAGUUGUGGACAAAGUUUCAUGAAGUGGGAACUGAAAUGAUCAUCACCAAAGCAGGGAGGCGGAUGUUCCCAAGCUUCAAAGUGAAGGUCACCGGGUUGAACCCAAAAACCAAAUACAUUCUGCUGAUGGAUGUUGUGCCAGCGGACGACCACCGCUAUAAAUUCGCCGAUAACAAAUGGUCUGUGACAGGGAAAGCAGAACCUGCGAUGCCGGGAAGGCUGUACGUCCAUCCAGAUUCACCAGCAACUGGAGCGCACUGGAUGCGGCAACUGGUGUCUUUCCAAAAGCUUAAAUUAACAAACAACCACCUUGAUCCCUUCGGACAUAUUAUCCUGAAUUCCAUGCAUAAAUAUCAACCGAGGAUCCACAUCGUAAAGGCAGACGAAAAUAACGGAUUUGGAUCCAAAAACACCGCUUUCUGCACUCAUGUGUUCCCAGAAACGGCUUUCAUUGCAGUCACAUCUUACCAAAACCAUAAGAUCACCCAGCUGAAGAUCGAGAACAAUCCCUUUGCAAAGGGCUUUCGUGGAAGUGACGAUAUGGAGCUGCAUCGCAUGUCAAGAAUGCAGAGCACCAAGGAGUAUCCGGUGGUCCCUCGCAGUACUGUACGUCAGCGGGUUGGCACCAGCCAGAGUCCGUUCGGCAGUGAUGUCCAAGGUCUUUCUACUCCUAGCGGCAUGAGCUCUCAGUACUCCUGUGAGAACGGGGUCACGAGCACAUCCCAGGAUUUGGUUCCUCAGUCGAGCUCUUACCCUCUUCCCCAUGAACACAGCCAAGACUAUCACUGCAUUAAGAGGAAAGUUGAGGACGACUGUCACACAGGAGAGCACUCGUACAAGAAGACCUACGUGGAAAGCUCAUCCAGUGAGGACGAUCACUACUAUCGACCUGUAAGCUACACUCAGUCUCUGGGUCUUAACGGCGCUCCCUACAGGGCCGAGUCUGGCCAGCGGCAAGCAUGCAUGUAUGCCAGCUCAUCGCAAUCCACUGAGCCCAUGCCCAGCCUGGAAGACAUCAGCUGCAACACCUGGGCGGGCGUCUCACCUUACGGCGGCUGCUCAGUGACGACCAUGCAGCAGAUGGAGCGACUGCCCUACCAGCACUUCUCAGCUCACUUCACCUCAGGAACCCUCGUGUCCAGAUUGAGCGGCGUCGCAGGCCAUGCCUCACCACAGCUGGGAGACACCCAUGCAAUGUACCAGGGCUCCAUGUCCCAUCAGUCGCUGGGCCGCCAAUGCAGUCCGAGUGCAGGAAUUCAGUCGCCAACUGGCAGCCUGCAGGGCAACGAGUACUUGUACACUCAUAGUAUACCCCGCACCCUGUCCCCGCACCAGUACCACACGGUGCACAGCGUAAGCAUUAUGCCUGACUGGAAUGAGAGCAGCUAACUGGAUCCUCUCAAGCAGCAUAAGAGGAGGAGAGGCGCUUUUCUGCAUAUUUAUAUUUUUUUAUAUCUAUGCUGCCUUUGAGAGCUUGCGGCAUAGACAACUUCUGUCAUAAACAGUUUGAGGCUAGUUCAACUGGCUGAGGCAGCAAUCAAUGUCUCAGUGUUUGAGAAGGACAGUAAAAUGAGACAUGGAUUUCCAUGAUACAGACUGUAUAUCAGGGACAAAGAACUAUUCCCUUUCAAUGCAAAGACAAAUGCACAAGGAUUGCAACAGAUUUAUUGACAAACCUUUUAUUAAAAAAAGAAAAGGAUGACAAAGUAAUUGAAGAACCCAGUCCAGUUUUAUAGUACUUUUUCUUUUCAUUAUUUGAGUUGUUUUUAACUUUGUACUUUGAAAGUAUGAGGCAAUAUAUUAUAGAACAAAUGUUUGGGAUCUUAGGCUUGAUGGUUUCUUUAAACCUAUAUGGGAAUCUGGUCAGUGAGCACCAUUUGUCUCUCAAAUCACAGCAGAUCGGUUUAAGUGCUGAUUUUUAGCUAGUCAAGACUAACACAUUUUGGUGGUGCAGACUUUGUUCAGGGAUGCAUUACAAGUUUUUCCCACUUAAAUCAGUUUUCACUAAUUAUUUAUGCAUCUUUAUGUCUCUGAACUACCAGUAGGUCUAUGAUACAUUUGAUACAAAAUACAAAUAAUUGGAUAAAUGAGCACUUUUUACAAAAAUGUUAGCUGGAAAUUGUGUGGCACAGCACACAAUACAAAUUAACAGUACAACAGACUGAUAGUUUAAUAGUACUUAUAAGCUAGUUAUCAUCAGGGCCAUACUGGCCCCAGUGUCUCUUUUAGUACACAGAUGAGUAACAUCUUUCUCAGAGCACCAAUCACAGAGUGAAUAACUCAAAAAUGCUUUAGAGUUAUUCUAGAACAUCUAAGAUACAAUAUCGCAUCAAACUUUGGUUGGAUCUUUAUUUUUGGACACUUGUAGUAAGCAGAUUUUUCCUGUUAAUAAUAUUUAUUUUUCUUGUAUUUUAAAACUUUGUUACUUUACCUUAAAGGCCAUUUGCUAGGUUGACUAUUUUCAUUACUUUGAGUUUGUUAGUCAGACUUUCUUUUUAGAUAAAAAAGAGAGGGAGGGAAAUGCUGAAUUUUUUUUUGAAUGCCUACAAAUAACUGUCAAAAACAUACAAACAUGAAUUAUGUGUACAUACAACAAAAUGUACAUAGAAAACAGAAUAAAUGUAAAAUAUUCUUCCUUGAAUUCUGAGUUUAUUUAAUGCAAAUCUACUGACUGACGGGGGAAGUCGUGGCCUAGUGGUUAGAGAGUUUGACUCCUAACCCUAAGGUUGUUGGUUCGAGUCUCGGGCCGGCAAAACAACUACGGAGGUGCCCUUGAGCAAG